ACCCCUCCAUCUCUCUUUCCCUGCACGUUAAGAAAACUCGCCUGCAGCACAUCUUUUCUCCAACGCAUCAAGACAUUCCGUCUGUUUAAUAUACUUUCAUGGCACCUGUCUUCUUCACCUCGACUCCACCAGUAGUCCACGGCAACACCAUCAUCGUCGCAGCUACGCAUCCAAGCAUCGAGACUGGCGCUCAGAAUCGCGAUGGAUCGUUUCUCUCUGACUUCUACGCGUUCAACUAUCUUUUCAAAGGCCUUGGGCUGGAGCAGACCUGGCUUACAGCUGCAGUAUGCCAUAUUGAAAACGUAUAGAGUUUGACUGACAGAUGGAAUACUGCCUAGGCCCCCGAAACGUUGCUAGAGAAGCACGAACCCUACUAUUACAGCAACCCAUACGAG
This is a messenger RNA of Aspergillus wentii DTO 134E9, 395 nucleotides long. RefSeq lists its product as uncharacterized. The record is from RefSeq and is a predicted model, not a curated record. The transcript has a single exon. Bases 99 to 308 code for a protein of 69 amino acids. Lineage: Eukaryota; Fungi; Ascomycota; Eurotiomycetes; Eurotiales; Aspergillaceae.